This is a messenger RNA of Symbiodinium natans, 666 nucleotides long. NCBI's taxonomy places the organism in Eukaryota, Dinophyceae, Suessiales, Symbiodiniaceae. The record is from the annotation of a GenBank genome assembly.
AUGCGACCCGUCCAGAAGUGCUGGCCGCCACUCAUACCAAGCGCAGGGGCUACCGAUCAGUUCUUGCAUGUGGAUGGCUCGAUUCCCUCGGCCCGCGGUGAGGGGAUGUGCGACAUCCUGGCCAUGAUCUGCGUGCGCCCGGCUGCCGAGGGCGGCGCCAGCAAGCUCGCCAGCGCAGCCGAGAUCUACGCGCGCCUGCAGGAGAAGCCCGCGCUGCUGAAGAUUGUGGAGCGGGGCUUCAAGUACGACGCGCAGUCCGUGGAGUACCAUCCCGACUGGCGCCAGCCCGCCCGGGGCGACCGGGAGAGGCCGAUGGCCUACCAGGAUGCCAAUGGCCGUCCCUGCAUCCAGUACGCGAAGAACAUGGUGGAGACCAUCAUGGCCGUUUACCGCGGCACCCCCGACGAGGAGGAGGUGCGGACGGCGCUUGCUGAGCUCGAGGAGGUCUGCAGCGACACUGCGGUGGUUCAGCACUGGGAUCUUACGACUGGGGAGGCUUAUCUGGUGGACAACUACCGCUGGCUCCAUGCACGCACCGCGUUCGUCGACGACACGCAGGCGCCACGCCUCUUCUUCCGCCUCUGGCUGCAGGUCCCAGACUUCAACGCCCGAGACGAGCAGGAAAAGACUGGCGACGCGGGCAGCAAAAAUCGGAGCAGUUGCUGA